Messenger RNA from Epinephelus lanceolatus (giant grouper), 2999 nucleotides. Lineage: Eukaryota; Metazoa; Chordata; Actinopteri; Perciformes; Serranidae. The record is from RefSeq and is a predicted model, not a curated record.
UGAAUACUGAAGGAUGCGGCAUUAGCGGCCAGGACCUCACUGGGCUGCUCUGCAUAGCUCUCUGAAUGAACACAGGAAACUUCAUCACAAUCCCUGUUUAAGCAGAGCCUGAUGUUGUUGCAAUGCUCAAACCGGCUGGGUCGUCAUUGCCUUGAUCAGUUUGACUGAUGUGGAUUUGUUUGUUAUCCUUUCACCUGUCUGUCUCUCUCUCUCUCUCUCCCCCUCUCUCUGGCUCUCUCCCAGUGUCUCUUGCCUACAAUAGCAUAGUGGUGAGAUCCGCACAUUGCAGAAUUACGUUGAUUGGUGAGAGAGUCAAAGGGAAAAACGGGAUCAAAGUUCGCUGACAUGCUGUUGUAAUCAGGUACGCUGUGAAAAGUCGGGGGAAAAAAUGCAUGGCUGUGUUCUUCGGACGGAAGAAUGAAGCACCCGGGAACUUUUUUCAGGAAAAAAAGAGGCGGACGAGCCACAGGUCCAAGAGGAUAAACUGAGCAUGGAGGUCAGGUACAACCAAGAGACAGAAGGGAUGGGGCUGAAGAAUGGACUAAAGAAGGGGAAAGAUGAGAAGGACUCCCAGGGCAGCUUGUCCAAAAGCUUCCUCAAGGAGCAGCAGGACUCCUUUUCCCCCUCUGGGACCGUGGACAACUGUGAGAAGAACAGGGGGAGCACGGGGGACCCAGACUACUGUCGGAGAAUACUUGUCCGAGAUGCUAAAGGCUCUAUCCGAGAGAUUAUCCUGCCGAAGGGUUUGGAUUUGGACCGGCCAAAGAGAACUCGCACCUCCUUCACUGCAGAGCAGCUGUACCGGUUAGAGAUGGAGUUUCAGAGAUGCCAGUAUGUGGUUGGGAGGGAACGGACAGAACUGGCCCGUCAGCUUAAUCUGUCUGAAACUCAGGUGAAAGUCUGGUUCCAGAAUCGGCGUACUAAGCAGAAGAAGGACCAGGGGAAGGACUCUGAGCUGCGUUCAGUGGUUUCAGAAACAGCAGCAACCUGCAGUGUCCUCAGACUACUGGAGCAGGGUCGGCUGCUGACGCCUCCAGGCCUACCGGGCCUCCUACCCCACUGUGGCAGCAGCACACUGGGCUCCGCUCUGCGCCCUCACUCAAUGGCCAUGGCCAGCAAUGGCAGCAGUAGCAGCAGCGGCGGUGGCAGCACUAGCACAGCGGGGGGCAGCCCUCCUCUCCCUGCCGUCACCAGCUCAGGGACGGUGGCAAGUCUGCAGAGUUCACCUGCGGCUCAUGGCCUUUUCAGCUUCCCGAUGCCCUCCUUACUCAGCGGAGUCACCACCCGCAUUUCCUCCAACCCCCUGUCAAUGGCCGGCUCGCUGGCUGGCAACCUGCAGGAACUUUCUGCCCGCUACCUGAGCUCCUCUGCUUUUGAGCCUUACUCGCGGACCAAUGGCAAAGAAUCCAUGGACAAGAAAAUUCUGGAAUGAUGCUUUGUUUUGACAUAGAUGGAUUCCUGUUUCCUCUGGACACAUUUUGGUUGUUUUCUUGGCUUUUACUCUCUUUGGUUUUGCUCAUUCUCUUUCAUUUGUCUGUGUCAUGUUCUGUAGCAGUUCAUGUAUUCCAGUUGCACAUCUGAUGCCUUGUACAAGGAAGAAAACAAAGACCUACACUAGCUCAUCUAACAAAGACAGGGUGGUGGUGGAAAGAUUUUUGCACAAAGUAUUCAUACAGGACUUUGUUCCAGAGAUUUAGAGACACUCUGACACUCUGAGGAGAUUACUAAGGGAUCCUUCAGGUUUCUGUUAAAUAAAGGUAUAGUCCUAUCUAUUAAUCCAAAACAAUAACAGACACAGGUGCCCGGAGAAUAUGGCUGCUUCAUACCACAACAGCUCUAUCUCUGCAAGAUAAGUGGUACAUAGUGUACAGCAGUAAGUAAAGGACUGGUGACAGAAAGUGUAAAGUGAUGGUAUCUUUCUGAAUUGUGUUUUAUUAUUUGAUUGUGUUGGCUAGAUGCAAGUCACUGAAGUGAGUAGAUGUAGAGAAAGAAAGCGAGUUGUCAAACACCUGAGCAGCAGUUUGUGAGACCCAAUCAGCAAAUAAAUAACUAAAAAAAUAAAAAAAUUAAAUCCAGCAUAAUGAAUGAACAAGUAAGGCCUAUUUCUCAACACAGAAUUGGGAAGAAAAAAAAAGUGCCUGUUUGAAGGUCACUGCAAGGCCAAUGUCAGCACGAAACCCACUGCAUCUGACGUAUGAACGCAAUUUGCUUAUGCAGAUGCCUCACAAAAAGUCAGCUUACAAAAAGAUCUUUUGUAUAUGCGUUUGUAUUAAGUUUGGACCAAACCAAAGCAUAAUCCAGAGAAGGUGUUGUCAUAUAGUAUGAUGGUUCAAUUGUUCAGUGUUGUUUUGGUUUGGUGAGGAUUUUAACAUUUUACAACAAAACACUUUGUGGCGUUUUCAUCUUUAAGAUGCAGUACCUGACUUUUUUUUGGUCUGUGAUUUUAAUACCACUGUGAGUUCUCAGAGUAUUGGUGUACAGUUUCUAUUCCAUGCGGGAGGUAAGCACAGGAAUGAGUUGCUGAAGAGAAUCUUUUCAGCAUUAGUAAGCUGCUUGCUUUGUUGAACACUACAAGUUAACAGGUUUUUCAAUCAUUAAGACAAUACAAUAACCUUUACUUCCUAUGUGAAAUUUUAAAAAUCCACAGCCUUCAUCAAAGACUGAUGCAUGUGUAGACUGAAUGGAAUUAUUGUAGUAUAAAAGUACUGGAAAUGAGAAAUGUACCUUAUUUUAUUGUAAAUUAUUCACUUCUGUAUCUAAUAGAUUAUUAGUAUAUCUGGAAGAUAAUGAAUGAAUGAAUGUAUUAGUGGGGUUAAGGAAUCAAUCAAAAGCUCUUUGGUGCUGUUAUUGUGAAAUAUCUUGAAAUUUGUGAAACGUGUGGUACAAAUGUGCAUAUAUAUAUAUGGCUACAGACAAAGACAAAUGUGUUUUUCAUUUUUCUGACAUACAUGUUGCUGUGAAUCAAGUUAUGAUAAAUUUCAUGACUGUUAUACUUCAAA